AUGGCAUUGGGAGAGAAGAAUGACUAUACAUCAGUAGAAUAUGCUAUGCCAAUGCUUGAGCAGCAUGGCGCUGCUCUGACCGAGUUACUCCAGGGUGCUCCACUACCCCACGUCCCCUUACCAAAGACUCCAUCCUGUGGCUACGAGAAGCUCAGAUCAAGAAAUCCACAUGCCAGAAGAUCAGUACCAGUGAACAGCAUCAAGACCCUUGACACCCUCGCAGCUGCUGCUCCUGCCAUGGACACUCACCCAUUCAGGAUUGUGUUCAACAACACCUUUUUAUCGACAUCCAACAGCCAGACAUGCUCAAGUAUUGGCCAGACCGUCCAAUUAAGUAAUGACCAAGGAAACCUCCAGAACUACGUUUGCACUGCCGCCGAUAUAUUGACACCAGGCUUAAUCAACUUGAUUAAGAACGUAUUGUUGCCACACGUGACCGAUACCUACGGUGACGUACUGGAGGUCAAUGGCCCCAACAGCCACCAGGGAAGCCAGCCAUACCCGAACUGUGCCGGCGAGGACUACACCAUUGACAUUAGCAAGGGUUUCGUCGGAGACUUUAUGUACUAUGUAACAGCUCAUCCCACUCUGGACGCUGGUGUCAUUGCCUACGCCACCUCUUGCCUGAUGAGAUCAGACACUGGUGCACCAGUUGUUGGACUAAUCAACUUUGCGCCAAUGUACUUUGCCAAUUUUGCCAACACCUCUUAUGCCAAGACUAACCAGGCCGAGUGGCAAACAUUCUUUGCAGUAUCACUACAUGAGGCCACCCAUGCUCUUGGAUUUGCUUCGGACAUGUAUGACAAGUUUAUCACGGCCACUACUGCAAACCCACCUACCACCACCGUAGUGUCAAAGGAGGUCAGCCCAUCUGGAGAGCAGUACAGCGUCACAAAGACAUUCCUUCAGACCCCAGCCGUCAAGUCAUUCAUUCAGAAUCACUAUGGAUGUGACUCAAUGCCGGGAGCUGAGCUAGAGGACAAUGGAGGUUCUGGAACAGCUGGAAGUCAUUGGAGUGCCCUCCGCAUCGGAGAGGAGCUAAUGUUGGGCUAUGCCCAGGCAUCUGCACCACUUACAGGAUUGACCCUGUCACUUCUCAAGGACUCUGGCUGGUACAUCACUCAUCAGACACAGGAUGUGAAGCCGUUGGUCUGGGGUCUAAAGAAGGGUUGUGACUUUGCCCUUAAGCCUUGCUCAGCGUCAACAUGGAACUUUGACGGCUACUGGAACUCCAACGUUACUCUUAACAAGCCUUUGGUGUCCUGCACUGCAACUAGAGCUGGUGUAGGUUAUACUGCCAUCAUUUCCAAUAAGGAAGUGACGGCCAACCCACAAUUCCAGCACUUUGCUGCUGACAAUUCAUGGGGUGGUGCCAGCGGAGGACUCUUCUCCUUCUGUCUGUUCAACUCUGCCGAGACCUUCCAACAGGCCUACUACUGUUUCGAUACCAACCAGACGCCAAACGCCCUCGGAGAGGUAUUUGGUGAUAGCUCUGCAUGCUUCCUUUCGCCAUCAAACAACAAGCUCGUGCCAACAUGUCGUCCACAGAGAUGCCAGGACAAGCAGCUCCAGUUCCAGGUCGAUGGCAAGUGGUUCACUUGUCAACAGCCAGGAAUGAUUGUCGAUGUCAGCUCAACUGUCUCUGUUCGCUGCCCUCAGGAGAGCAACGCCCUCUGCCAGAACCAACAGAACUCAUCCACCUUUGUCCAAGUGAAUGGAAUGCUCAUCGUCUUGUUUGGUCUUCUCGUUGCAAUGCUCCUGCUUUAA
This is a messenger RNA of Acytostelium subglobosum LB1, 1767 nucleotides long. RefSeq lists its product as hypothetical. The record is from RefSeq and is a predicted model, not a curated record. Gene Ontology annotation, cellular component: cytoplasm; membrane. Bases 1 to 1767 code for a protein of 588 amino acids. The transcript is spliced from 2 exons. NCBI's taxonomy places the organism in Eukaryota, Evosea, Eumycetozoa, Acytosteliales, Acytosteliaceae. Gene Ontology annotation, biological process: cell adhesion; proteolysis. Gene Ontology annotation, molecular function: metalloendopeptidase activity.